Messenger RNA from Halichondria panicea, 2267 nucleotides. RefSeq lists its product as uncharacterized. The record is from RefSeq and is a predicted model, not a curated record. Bases 92 to 1978 code for a protein of 628 amino acids. Lineage: Eukaryota; Metazoa; Porifera; Demospongiae; Suberitida; Halichondriidae. The transcript has a single exon.
UGUAUGAUGCCUUGCUAAUGACAAUGUAACAUAAUACACGCAACAGUAAAAAGAACAUAAUAGCCUGCCAAACAUCAUAAUUAUUAACAAGAUGAAGAUGCACUACACUAGUGGGAGUUUAGCUAGGCUGCUGCUAAUCUUUACAAUAGCCUUGUCUAUUAGUUAUCAGUCUGAAUCAGCUACACGUGAAAAUGAGAAUGUUAAUCAGAAAUGGCACGAAACAGAUACACAGAAUUUGUGCAACAAUGACAUGGACUGCCCUCCGUGGACAGAAUGUAACAAUACCAAAUGUGAGUGUAAAGCAAAUCUAAAGAAUUAUUUCACUGUUAAAUGUGACGAGGCAACACUUGAACUAUCUGUUAUCAGAUGCCACUGUGUUACGUAUAACAACGUGACAGACGAGUUAGUUGAAGGAAACUGCUUUGAGAAUUGUGACAAUGGCUACGACAAAAGUGAGUACCUCCCAUUGCCAAAGAAUGUAUCCAAACUAAACCAGUUCAUGUGUGAGAAGAGGUGGAACAGAACAGGAAGACUGUGUGGGAGGUGUCUACCUGGACACUCUCCAUUGGCUUAUUCUUACGACAUGAGGUGUGUGAAAUGCCCUGAGGGGAACAGAAAUAUCUGGAAGUACAUUCUAGUGGCGUUUGGUCCACUUACAGUGUUUUACUUAGUGCUCCUGUUCUUCAAGAUCAAUGCAACCUCUUCGUACUUACACAGUUAUGUUGUCUACAGCCAAAUGAUUACAACACCUGUUUUUGCUAGAGCUAUAACAGAAUACACCGACCAUACCUCAACUUACUUAAAAUUUACAACUUUAAUAGUUAUCGACCUACAUUCUAUAUGGAAUCUAGAUUUCUUUAAAGGUCUCUACCCUGACAUUUGUCUUGAUGUGUCCCCACUCACAGUCUUAGCUCUGGACUAUGCAGUGGCUAUCUACCCACUACUGUUGACUGUUGUAUCGUACAUUUCGAUCGAGCUACAUAGUAGAAACUUCAGACCAGUAGUCAUCUUGUGGAGACCAUUUCACUAUCUCUUUUCACGCAUUCGUAGUAACUGGGACAGUAGAACUAGUGUGAUAGAUGCAUUUGCAACAUUUUUUCUACUAUCAUUCACGAAAAUGGCUUCUACUUCAGUUGACCUUCUUACUGCAAUGAAAGCAGUUAAUCUGAAAAACAACAGUGUGACAUGGGUACUGUACAAUGAUGCAACAAUGGAAUAUUUUGAAACAAAGCAUCUGCCAUUUGCUAUUCUUGCUAUAACAUGUUCCAUGAUAUUUGCAAUUGUUCCUAUCACAGUGUUGUUGAUUUACCAAUUUCGCUGGUUUCAGAGAUUGCUCAGCUGUCUACACAUCCGUCAUCCAUUGCUACGAGAGGUCAUGGAAUCUUUUCAAAGCUGCUACACAAAUGGCACUCAACCAGGAACCAAAGAUCGCCGAUGGUUUUCAGCUACCCAUUACAUUUUGCGGUAUUCCAGCAUCAUUGUCUACUCAGCAAUACUCGAUUCUGGUUCUAUGGUAAUGGGAUUAGUGUUAAUUAUUAGCUUGCUAGUUUUGACAGCACUAGUGCAACCAUACAAGAAUGCAAACCGUACGAAAACAGACAUUUUGUUUUUGGGAACAAUCGGCGUAUUUUAUUGUUUUACUGAAGCCGUGGAACAUCCAUCUUUACGGCCAGAAACAGAAUACCAUGUAUCAACAGUCUUAAGAAAUGUCUUCGCAGUUAUUCCAAUAUUGUACAUGCUAUGUCUGAUCACAAAUUGGAUCAUGAAAAGAAUGAGAAAAGUGAAAAUGUUUAUUACCCGAGUAAGAGCCUGGAGGAGAGGCUAUGAGAACAUUGAAGAAAACGUUGAGGAAACUUUGCCAGACAGAAUCGUUAAUCCCGAAAAUUAUCAAGAUAAAAAUCGAUUGUUGGACCCUAUAUGCUCAGAUGGCAUCUGUAAUACUCAGCUACUCCCUCACGAAUUAUCACAUAGCUACUAAGUUGUGAUGUCAUAACACAUACACCUAAUUUGUCAAGAGAACAAAUCAUACUAAUGAAGAACAAAUUGCAAAAUGAUAACUAAUAUACGUAGUACUGUUAUGUGAACUAUACCUAGAUAUAAUCACUUGAUGUACGUAACUAUAGUGUACAGUAAAAUCAAAAAUGCCUACAUCUCUGCAGGCAUUACUGUUCAUUGAAAGUGUCCUACAUCACAUUAACUCUAUACUUAUGUAUGUCACCCAAUACAACAUUCACCUUGAUGCAAACUAUUCCAUAGAUACAAGAGAG